CCGCGCAAGCGCACUGCCGGCGAGGCCAGGCCUGAGGGAGGAGGUGGAUCAUGGCCGCCUCCAUGAUGGGCGCCCGGGCGGCGGCGGCUGCGGCGGCGAAACAGGUGCUGGGCUGGGGCUGCGCGGAGCGGAGUGCCGCUGCCAAGGUAUUCAGUGGAAGACAAGGUUUGUUUCCUAGCUAUAUGUUCCAAGUGCAGCAGCGAAGGAGCUUGUCGCUGCAUGAAUACUUAAGUAUGGAACUAUUAAAAGAAGCUGGCAUUUCUGUUCCAUAUGGAUUGGUUGCAAAGACACCAGAGGAAGCCUACAAAAUUGCAAAAGAAAUAGGUACAAAGGACCUUGUUGUAAAGGCACAAGUUUUAGCUGGUGGUAGGGGGAAAGGAACCUUUGAAGGUGGCCUUAAAGGAGGAGUGAAAAUAGUAUUUUCUCCAGAAGAAGCAAGAGAUAUUUCCUCCAGAAUGAUUGGGAAAAAACUGUUUACAAAGCAGACAGGAGAAAAGGGCAGAAUAUGCAAUCAAGUGUUUAUCUGUGAGCGCAGAUAUCCCAGGAGAGAGUACUACUUUGCAAUAACCAUGGAACGAUCAUUUCAGGGUCCUGUCCUCAUUGGCAGUUCUCAGGGUGGUGUCAAUAUUGAAGAUGUUGCUGCAGAGAAUCCUGAUGCCAUAGCUAAGGAGCCAGUUGACAUUGUAGAAGGCAUUCAAAAGGAGCAGGCCAUCAGGCUGGCCAAGAAAAUGGGGUUUCCUGCUAAUUUGGUAAAUGAAGCAGCUGAUAAUAUGAUUAAGAUUUACAACCUCUUCAUUAAAUUUGAUGCUACUAUGGUAGAAAUUAACCCCAUGGUUGAAGAUUCUACAGGGAUUGUGAUGUGUAUGGACGCAAAGAUAAAUUUUGAUAGCAAUUCGGCUUAUCGUCAGCAGAAAAUCUUCGGCCUGCAGGACUGGACCCAGGAAGACCAGCGAGACAGAGAUGCAGCCAAAGCAGAUCUCAAUUAUAUAGGAUUAGAUGGAAGCAUCGGAUGUCUUGUGAAUGGAGCUGGUCUUGCAAUGGCCACUAUGGAUAUAAUUAAACUUCACGGAGGCACCCCAGCAAAUUUUCUUGAUGUUGGAGGUGGUGCUACAGUGCAACAAGUAACGGAGGCCUUUAAACUGAUUACAUCAGAUAAAAAGGUGCAAGCUAUUCUGGUAAAUAUUUUUGGAGGCAUUAUGCGAUGUGAUGUGAUCUCACAGGGAAUAAUUAUGGCAGUAAAAGAUUUGGAAAUCAAAAUACCUAUUGUUGUACGGUUACAAGGUACACGAGUUGAUGAUGCUAAAGCUUUAAUAACAGCCAGCGGUCUGAAAAUACUUGCCUGUGAUGACUUGGAUGAAGCUGCUAAAAUGGUUGUGAAACUCUCUGAAAUAGUCACCUUAGCAAAGCAAGCUCAAGUGGAUGUUAAGUUUCAGUUACCAAUUUGAUCAGACACGUAAUGGUUCAUGUUCCCCAAACCCUUGUUGUGAUCAGCUUUCUAAAAUACUGUUCUAUUAUUUCUUCUUCCUUUUAUGUGUGUGAAGAUUUUACUUGCUUGAUAGGCAAGCUUGUAUCACCUUCCUGUUAAUAUUCAAAGUGUUUGCUGUAAUAAAAAAAAGUUAAAUAGUUGCAGUCUGUCCUUCAGUUACAGCUACAGAAACAGAUGGUCUUCAUAUGGGGAAAUACAACCUUGAGGUUGAAAAUUUAGUUAAAAACUAAAAGUCCAUAGCUUGUGUUGAUCUGAGUGAUAACAUACUUAACAGUUAGGCUUAGUAACAUAUUGUUGGCAUUUGUCUGUCUCAGGAGACAAUGGAGUGCACCUCCAGAAGUAUCUGCUGGGCAACUUUAAGAGAAACAAUUCAUUUAGCACAGAAUACUAUGGUAAUACAGAUGAAUGUGUUGAGGUAUUCUGUAUAGGCAGUAUAUCAAAUAUAUUUAUAUUCUGCAGUACAAUGAAUGAACUAGAACAGGCAUCCCCAAACUGUGGCCCUCCAGAUGUUUUGGCCUACAACUCCCAUGAUCCCUAGCUAACAGGAUCAGUGGUCAGGGAUGAUGGGGAUUGUAGUCCAAAACAUCUAGGGAUGCCUGAACUAGAAAAUACUGCUCACUAUUUAUGAACAGUGCAUUUUUACAGCAACAGCUCUUUGAACGUUGUAAUUUAAUCACUAUAAAAGUACCGUCUUCAUUAUUUUCUGGUACUUAAUUUAAAAUAUCAUGUAGAUUUGUAUACGAACUAAUAACUGCUUGUUUCUUUUAGUACUGGGUAGACAUAGUAUUCUUUAGAGUAGCAAAUAAAAUUUAUUCAAAGAGCUGAGCAUUGUUCCCCUUCACAUAUUUAUAUUUAAAUGAAAUCAUUGUUAAAUAUUACUGUGAAAUGUGUUCCUAAAAUCAGUGGGGAUCUGAAUGUUACAAUCUUAGCACUUACAUAGUGCCUUAGAGUCUACAAAACGUUCAACAUGUGUUAUCUCUAAUAGUGCCACAAAAACUUAGCUACAGCAAAGUGGGAUUGAAUGUUAUGUUAAUAGAUACACUUCCUUUUUAUAGAAAACCUCUAUUGGAAUAUACGUUUAACAAGCUGCGUACAACUUGGAACCAGGGCCAGAUUUGUAACUAGGAUAAAUAAAGAAUUGGAAACUCUUCACA
This is a messenger RNA of Zootoca vivipara (common lizard), 2640 nucleotides long. RefSeq names its product succinate-CoA ligase ADP-forming subunit beta (gene SUCLA2). Gene Ontology annotation, cellular component: succinate-CoA ligase complex; mitochondrion. Gene Ontology annotation, molecular function: ATP binding; succinate-CoA ligase (ADP-forming) activity; metal ion binding. Gene Ontology annotation, biological process: tricarboxylic acid cycle; succinyl-CoA metabolic process. NCBI's taxonomy places the organism in Eukaryota, Metazoa, Chordata, Lepidosauria, Squamata, Lacertidae. The record is from RefSeq and is a predicted model, not a curated record.